Notechis scutatus (mainland tiger snake) is the source of this 818-nucleotide messenger RNA. RefSeq lists its product as uncharacterized. Gene Ontology annotation, molecular function: oxidoreductase activity. Gene Ontology annotation, cellular component: cytoplasm. Lineage: Eukaryota; Metazoa; Chordata; Lepidosauria; Squamata; Elapidae. The record is from RefSeq and is a predicted model, not a curated record.
AUGGCACAGGUAGCUGACUUCUCUGUUUUCAGUGUUUUGGUGACAGGAUCCAAUCGGGGGAUCGGUCUGGGUCUGGUGAAGAGAUUUCUGGAGUUGCCCUGUCCACCCAAAUGGGUCUUUGCUACAAGCCGUGAUAUGGAAGGGGAGAAAAGCAAGGAGCUGAAGGAGUUGUUAUGCAAGCAUCCAAAUCUGGUGGUAUUGCAAUUAGAUGUCACUAAUCUCGAGAGCAUCCAGGCAGCUCUGAAGAGAGUGGAAAAGUGUGUUGGAGAAGGUGGGCUGACCCUCCUAAUUAACAAUGCUGGCAUUUGGGUGUACAGUGAUACGGAAACAGAAAAUGCCAAGGAUAUGAUGAGAGUUUACUCUGUUAAUACCAUCGCUCCACUGCAAAUAAGUCAGGCCUUCCUACCCCUGCUGAAGAAGGCAGCCCGGAGACGCCCACGUCAAGGGCUGAGCAGCUGCAAGGCAGCCAUUGUCAAUAUAUCCAGCAAUUCAGGAUCAAUGGAACUUGUUGCUUAUUGGAAUGUAGGACCAUCAAUUGCAUAUCGCUGUAGUAAGGCUGCUUUGAACAUGCUUACCAAGUGCCAGUCUCUUGAGUACGCAGCCAAUGGGAUUAUGAGCAUCUCCAUCCAUCCUGGCUCAGUUGAAACAUCUCCCAACCCAGUUCCGGAAAUCAGCGUGGAAGAGAGCACUCAAGGCAUCGUGACUGUGCUGUCCAAACUUUCUAAGGAGGACAACGGGACCUUUCUGGAUUGGUUGGGUCGUUGUGUUCCCUGGUGAUCCAUCGGUCUCACCCUUAUGUCAUUGGUUCAUAAUUCACC